AUGAACAAAAGUGUCUUAGUAAAGCUUGGAGGCUUGAAACUUCUAAAUACUUUAUCGGAAAUGUUGAGCGCUGGCCGCACCAGCGACAUGACCUCCUGCCUGCAGAAUAUUUACAAAUUUAAAGUCCCUCUCCCAGGUACUGAGAUAACAGUGCCGUAUGGAGAUAAUAAGUUCUUUGUAGCUCAGUGUCCAAACCACAUAAAACUGCCAACUAUACCGGAAAAUCGAAACCUAUCUGAGUACUACAAUGCGGUGGAUGCAAACAACAUGAUGAUCAUCUUUGCAUCAAUGCUUUACGAGAGAAGAAUCAUUAUGGUGUCAAAGCGUCUGUCACGGCUGUCAGCAUGUGUUCAGGCAGCCAAUUCAGUCAUAUACCCCAUGCAGUGGCAGCAUAUAUUCAUUCCGGUGUUACCACAGCAUCUCAUCGACUACCUGUUAGCACCCAUGCCCUUCCUCAUUGGUUUUAACACCUCACUUAUGUCGAAAGUACAAAUGGACGAUAUUGGUGAAGCUGUUAUAUUAGAUGCCGACAACAACACUGUCAAGACCCCCUUCAACGACGUGGAAACCCUCCCAGAUGAGGUGGUUUCAAAACUCAAAAGAAACCUCAAGUCGCCAAGCAACAUGCUUGGAGACUGCGUGGCAAGAGCAUUCCUACGUGCACUUGUUCAGCUCAUUGGCAACUACAAGGAGGCGCUCCAGUUCAGAGAAAAAGAUUCAAAAAUAACAUUCAAUAGUGAAAAUUUGUUGCUCCGUCCACCGCAUUUUCAGCCAUUUGUAGAGAAGAUGUUGGAGUUGCAAAUCUUUCAGCAGGUUUGUGGUGUAGUCUUCAGCAUGAGGUGUAUCCUGUAUCUGAAAAUCAUCGAAGAGAGAUUAGACCGUCUCAAUUCCGGCAAGCAGACCUCGGAUGAGUUUGAAUUAGAAGUUAGUGUCAUUGCGAAAAGUCAUUUUUCGAAGGUAAAGCAACAGUAUAAGCAGUUUGUGACCAACGUACGAAAGGAGGGAGGAGCCAUCAUGAAAACUGUCAAGAGCAAGGAGGACUGUAGCUUCUUAGCCAGUAAAUGGGGAAUGAAGGAUCUUUCUAAGAGACGGUAUAGAAAGAGGUUUAAUAGCCCGUUAAGAUUGCUGAAAACUAACACAACCAACCCUGCUGUUAAAUCUGCUGUUAAGAGCGUUGAUAUCACUGAAAUGUCUAUCAACAGUCCCAUAGAUGUUAUAGCUUUAAUUAACCACAUGGAGCUAGGAAAUUCGGAAAUACUGCUAAUUGGAGGCAUAAAUGGUCUUCAUAGAGCAGCCUCUAUUGCCAUGGCAUUUUCACAAUUCAGGCCCAGAUGGGAUUCACCCCAAAAACCCCGGGCUGCUCCCUCAUACCUGUUUAGGAGUGAAGAAAGACCCCAGACAGUUGGGGGGAAGCCCCCACUUUCUGCAAAGGCCCAUAUAAAGGCUUCCAGAUUAAUAUUGAGAAAAACUAUGUUCUACCUGGGGGCUAUGGAGGUUUCGGUGAAAUGGGGAAGCCGUAAUGGAAGGUCCCAUACGGGAAUGAGGGACAGCCAAAUAGAAUCACAGAGAGGCUGGUAUGUCACCGGAUCCGGAAGUCCAGCAGCCUACGAUAGACCCAUGGUUAGAUCAUGCAGAUUCGCUAAAGAUUUCAACUUUAUCACCAUUUAUAAAUGCUGGUUAAAUGAUUUUAAGAUUCACUGUAAGGAUAAUUGCAUGCACCUUUUGGGAACUUUUGGGCUGAUGAAGUGUUUUGAUUUUAUGUGGAAGAACUUCGCCUACAAAGAGGGAUGGUUUUCAUACCUACCAGUUGUGGCUGUGCUUGUGCAUGAAUUGUUCAUCUUUAGUAUUCUGGCCAUAUGUGACAUAUCUGUUGCUGGUAUUCUAGAGGUUGCUUGGUUACCAUCCGUGCCGUUACAUGUUCUCAUACUCAUAGAUAACACAUGCAGUUGGUUAGGAUUUGGUGAACGAUAUUGCCCGCUUGGAGGAUGGCAGAUCAAUUUUGAGAGGAUUGAAGUGCUUCAACUGAGUGCCAGCCUCACCUCUCUCCCUCUCAUUGACCUCUCCUUAGACAUUGAACUUCCUCCUCCCAUUAUGGCAUCUUUUGGAUACCGUUUCCCUGUCUCAUUUGACGAUGACAAUGUUGGUGGUGGGGAUGAAGACGAGGUUGUAGACAGCUCCACUUCAUACUUUCGCUCCCCUAAGCUUCUGCACGAUGAUAGAGACUUCACCACUACAGCCAACCGAGUUGAUGGUGCUGCUUCUUCUGUCUUGGAUACAAAUAGGCGGGGACACUCACAGCUGUCACCACGUUCUCCCUCUCGCCCUUCUAAAGAUGUCUCCAGCGUCUCUGCUGAUGGCCAAGACCUCAUCUUUCUGGAGUCCCCACAGGAUGAGAUUUUCGACCCACUCUUCUCCAAAGACAUCCCCCAAAGGCCCCUGCAGAGCAUCCGACCCAGCCAGCCGCCCCCUCCUGUGCCCGGUGUUGCUAGAUCUACCUCAAGCCUUCCAGGAGUGGCAGUACAAGGUGAAGGUGGAGUUGGGGUUGGCAGUGUCAGUAUGUCUCAUCUUCCUGCACAUCCAUCUCUUGCCCGUUCCUCAGCUAUCAACACAACAGGAUUGCCCAAUGCCACUCCUAAACGCCCUUCAGAAUACCGCCCUCUUGCUUCUUAUCAGGGGUUGGGGCCAGAGUACCGUCCAUUCUCUUCCCUUCAGACUAGUUUGGGUACACCAAUUGGCUGUCAGAACCCUAUGUACAAUCAGCACAAACCACCAAGCGCAAACUCACUCCCAAGUUCCACAAGGGGAGGCAGUGCUGCAGCAGCAUUUGCAUCCAGCAUGUUGUCAGGGAGUACAGACAACCAACCAAUGACAGCUGCUGCGACCAGACCAGGCCAGUAUGUGCAGUUUGAACCCCCUCUGGCUCAACCUAACAAGGCUGCAGUCUCUUCCACCCAGCCCCAGAGACCUCCAAGACUGUCACAGCGGGACUUAUUGGGGGAUUUUUCUAAGGACUUCCAAAAACUUAGUGUAAAUAGUCAGUCCAAAGCUGUGACUCUUGGGAACAAUAAUAAUACAGUAGUGAAUAACAACAAAGUAACAGACUCUAGAGGGGAGAGCAAAAAUGACACUAAUGGGCCUAGUGAAAGUAAAUGGGCAACAUUUGAUUGAUUAAACAAAAAUAUGAAAGAAAGUAAAUAAAUGAAUUCAGUCUUUACAGCAAGUUAACAUUGAAAUAUGUUCAGUGUAAACAAGUAAAGUAUCAUCCCAUUCACUUGUGGUUGUGAUAUCAGGUUUGAGGAAAAGAUAGAAGACAAAGAAGCAGUUGAGUAAAUUGCUUCACCAACUACAAUCAUAUUUUAGCACAAUUUGUUUAAAUUUGUUUGGUAUUUUAAGAAGAGAAUCUAAUAGAAGGAACGCAUGUUUAUUAUAUAGAGGAAGACAUACUUUAAGGAAAUGCAAGUUCUUCAUAUCAUUGUAAGUUUGUUAUUCUCAUUAGGUUUACUAAUCAUGAACUUUAAUUUAAAUAAAGCCAAAGAAUAAGAAAAAAAAAAAA
Penaeus monodon (black tiger shrimp) is the source of this 3553-nucleotide messenger RNA. RefSeq lists its product as uncharacterized. Gene Ontology annotation, molecular function: guanyl-nucleotide exchange factor activity; phosphatidylinositol phosphate binding. The record is from RefSeq and is a predicted model, not a curated record. Lineage: Eukaryota; Metazoa; Arthropoda; Malacostraca; Decapoda; Penaeidae. Gene Ontology annotation, cellular component: cytosol; intracellular membrane-bounded organelle. Gene Ontology annotation, biological process: endocytic recycling; endocytosis.